AUGAGUUAUAGUACAAUACAAGAAAAUCAUGAUUUUAGAAAUCUUUUACCCUUAUCAUUUGGGAAAAGGGAGUGUUCUGGGGAUUUAAAAGAAGCAUUUAAAAAAACUAAACGGAAAGAUGCAUGUAUCCAAGAAACAAAUAACAAAGAACACCCUAAAACAAAAAAGUCAGAGAACUUAAGUGAUUCAGAAACAGAUUACAGUGAAGAUGACGAUAUACCCGUUUCACAUGAGAUUGUUCUUAAAGAUCAUACUAAAGCUAUUUCAGCUUUAUCACUAGAUCCAAGUGGAGCACGAAUUGUUUCAGGGUCUUAUGAUUCAAAUAUUAAAAUGUGGGAUUUUUCAGGCAUGUCUACUAGAUGUAAUCCAUUUCGAACAUUAGAAAUUGUUGAAUCUCAACAUGUUCACCAUCUAGAGUGGAAUACUGUAGGCGACACACUUCUUUAUGUUUCAGCAAAUAGUCAAGCAAAAAUACUUGAUAGAGAAGGAGAAGAAAUCUCAGAAUGUGUUAAGGGUGAUCCAUAUCUUCGGGAUCUAAAAAAUACAUCAGGUCAUAUUUCAGAGCUAACAGGAGGAUCUUGGAAUCCGGUCUCUCGAGAACGCUUUAUGACGUCAUCAAUAGACUCUACUGUAAGAUUGUGGAAUGUAAAUCAAACAAGAAAAAAUGAACAUAUUAUUGUUCACAAGUCGAAAGUGUCUGGAAAAAAAAUAAAAGUCUGUUCAUCCGCAUACUCUCAUGAUGCUAGUUUUAUUGCUACUGCGGAUAGUGAUGGCGCUUUAUCUUUAUGGGCAGGAAAAGGUCCUUUUCAUAGACCAAUGGGAGGAACAGUUCUUCAUGCACAUGAAAAAGAAACUCAUACAUCAUGUAUUAACUUCUUACCCACUGGAAAUUUAAUGGUUACACGUGGUGGAGAUCAUACUGUCAAACCAGUAUGGGAUGUGCGAAAAUUUAAAGAACCUCUCGUUAUUAAAGACCAGAUCCAAAGUCAUUAUCCAGAAACGAAUAUCGUAUUUUCACCAGAUGGACAAUAUAUACUUACUGGAACAUCUAUUAUUACAGAUACAGGAAAUACAGGAAAAUUAGUUGUACUAAAGACACAUAAUCUGGAAAUAGUAAAAGAACUAUCUAUUGAAAAUUCUGCUGUAAUUAGAGUUCUCUGGCAUACAAAAAUCAAUCAAAUUCUUGCAGGAACAGCAGAUGCAGCUAUACACGUUUUAUAUUCCCCGAAAUCAUCAAUCAAAGGUGCUAAACAAGUUUUAACAAAAGCACCUAAAGUUCGGCAUAUUGAUGAUGAUUCAUCAUUAACCAUCGACAUUUACGCAGGCGCAGUUUCAGGAAGUAUUAUUCUUCCAAACGGAAAAUUAGACGAGACAGCAGAUACAGAACUUACAAAUGCCCGAAGAGAAAGGAUAAUGAUUAGAAAAGAUCCUAUUCGAAGCAGAAUACCUUCUGCUCCUGCUAGAAAUGCACCUGGAGGACGCAGCAACAAUCCAGACGAAAAUCAUGUUAGAAAUUCCAUUUCUUUAAUCAGCAUGCGUGAUGAAGACCCUCGGGAGGCAUUAUUGAAAUAUGCAGAAUUAGCAGAAAAGGAUCCAAUGUUUACUGGUAUUUAUAAAGAAAACCAGCCCACGCCUAUCUUUGCCGAUCAUACGGAAGAUACAACGGAGCCAGUCAAACAUACAAAAAAAAAUACAUUAAAACCCCUGUCCUAA
Messenger RNA from Pneumocystis jirovecii RU7, 1713 nucleotides. RefSeq lists its product as uncharacterized. The record is from RefSeq and is a predicted model, not a curated record. Lineage: Eukaryota; Fungi; Ascomycota; Pneumocystomycetes; Pneumocystales; Pneumocystaceae. Gene Ontology annotation, molecular function: protein binding. The transcript is spliced from 6 exons. The coding region runs from base 1 to 1713 and encodes 570 amino acids. Gene Ontology annotation, cellular component: nucleus; site of double-strand break. Gene Ontology annotation, biological process: regulation of DNA double-strand break processing.